AUGCUAAGUCAGGGUAUAAUUAGACCAUCGGAAUCUGCCUGGAGCUCCCCUAUUUGGAUAGUACCAAAAAAACCUGAUGCUUCAGGAAAGACCAAAUGGCGUUUAGUCGUAGACUUUCGGAAAUUAAAUGAAAAAACUAUUGACGACAAAUAUCCGAUUCCCAACAUUAAUGACGUUUUGGAUAAGCUAGAAUAUACAGAUUGCUUUGAAAAAUGUAAAAACCUUUUAACUAAUGAUCCGAUUUUGCAAUACCCAAACUUUAAUAAGGAGUUCAUCUUAACUACCGAUGCUUCCAACGUAGCUUUAGGCGCUAUAUUAUCACAAGGCCCCGAAGGUGCAGACAAACCGAUUUGUUACGCUUCUCGCACGCUAAACGACAGUGAGUUAAAUUAUAGCACAAUAGAGAAGGAGCUCCUCGCGAUCGUUUGGGCAACCAAAUAUUUCCGGCCCUACCUUUUUGGCCGCAAAUUUAAAAUCAUUACCGACCAUAAGCCGCUUCAGUGGGUCAUGCAGCUAAAAGAACCUAAUGCGCGUCUAACUAGAUGGAAACUCAAGUUAUCCGAGUAUGAUUUCACUGUUAAGUAUAAAAGUGGUAAAUCGAACACUAACGCUGAUGCCCUUUCGCGCGUCGAGAUACAUAACGAGGAAACGGAUUCGAUGAUUGCUCUCGCGUCGGAACGACCGCCCUCUGUGGAAAAUUCGUCCACAGCAUCCGCACAUACCAGUAAGGAAAACCCCAUUCUCGAAGUUCCUAUUGUAGACCAGCCGCUUAACAAAUUCCAUAGGCAGAUUGUUAUCUCCGUGGUUGGUGACAUAAAGAAACGCCCCGUAGCUUCCAAGCCGUUUGACACUCAUAACAGAAUAGCUGUGCAAGUAUCUAAAUCAGACCUUGAGAAUGACGUUGUAAAUCUUGUAAAGGAAUACAGACCUGUUGUGCACCUGCCCCCCAUCGUCCUUAAUGUAGUAAAAGAAGCAGCAUCAGAUUGUAUUAAAGAAACUGGAGCCAACCAGGAGGUUGCCGAUAAUUUCUUUAAGCUUAUUUUCGGUUCCGAUUUACCGAGUAAGAAGUUUUUAUACUGCCUCUGUCGUAAAACGAACUAUGGCGACGAAGAUGGCCAUUUAAACGACGGCCUACUAACUCUCUUUGCGGGCAGCGAUCGCAAAGACGACGUGCAGAAGGUUCUUGAAAACUGCAACAAGAGUAAAGACAAGACUAACGUUAAUACCAUGUAUCAAACGGUUAUGUGCUUUUAUAAAAAUACUCCGGUGUUAUUGGCUUUAUAA
Messenger RNA from Parnassius mnemosyne (clouded apollo), 1284 nucleotides. NCBI's taxonomy places the organism in Eukaryota, Metazoa, Arthropoda, Insecta, Lepidoptera, Papilionidae. The record is from the annotation of a GenBank genome assembly.